Brassica rapa (field mustard) is the source of this 4987-nucleotide messenger RNA. Its product is annotated as putative F-box/LRR-repeat protein At3g28410. The record is from RefSeq and is a predicted model, not a curated record. Gene Ontology annotation, molecular function: protein binding. NCBI's taxonomy places the organism in Eukaryota, Viridiplantae, Streptophyta, Magnoliopsida, Brassicales, Brassicaceae.
AUCUCUGACAAUCUCCGGUCAAAAAAAAAUCAUCAAAUUGUAAAAAACACCCAAUCAGUCCCCUCUAACUUUAUAAAAUCUAGAUUAGUUGCCGAUGAUUUAACAAAAAAGCAUUUUGGGCUCACUUCUUUUUCUUAGUUUUUCUAAUGAAAUAUUCAGUGACAAAAAAAUUGAUUAAUUCCAUUUUAGUUUUAAAAUAAUGUGGACAACAAAAACUAGAGAUUAAUGUAAUAAAUAAAUCGAGGUAGCAUUUCAAGUUCAGAAAAUUGAUUUAUUUUGAUACUUUAUGAUAUUUAAUAUAUCAUUCGAUAGGAUAUACAUAAAAUAGGAGAAACCCAACAAUGUUAGCUAGCUUUUUUGUAGAGAAACCCUAGCCAACGCAAAAACAAACAAGCAUCAAUCAUCAAUGGAUCGUAGUAUUACCAAAGGAGUUGAUUGCAUAAGCUCAAUGCCAGACGUGAUCCUCCACCAUAUUCUCUCCUUUAUUCCCAUUGGUCUCGCCAUCAGAUCUUCCACCUUGUCCAAACGAUGGAGGCAUGUAUGGUGCGAGACACCUCGUCUCGACUUUCGUGGCUAUCACCCAAUGGCAACUGCUCGCGAUAUAAACCAAACUCUAAUUUCCUACAAGGCUCCGAAAAUCACGAGUUUCCAUCUUUGUGUGAUCGUCUGGGUCCCUAAACUUGAGCCCCAGAUUGAUAGCUGGAUCGAGUUCGCUGUGUCCCGUAACGUGGAGCAGCUGUUUCUGUCCUUCGGUUGUCGUGUUAAUCACGCGACUUAUCGUUUCCCUAACUCGUUCUAUCGUAGUUCCUCCUUACAGAACCUUAACGUCGAUUUUAUUACGGGGAUCCCAGGAUGCACGGUUUCUUGGAAAUCUCUGAGGUCAUUGACGUUGGGUCAUUGUUUUCAAUCUCUUGAUGAUGUUCUCUCUGGCUGUCCGGUUCUUGAAACCUUGACUCUUGGUUACUGUGGUGGAGUUCAUAGCCUUGACUUGAGUAAGUCACCUACUCUCACAAUAUUGAAAAUCAAUCGCAGGCUGUACUGCUGGCCGACUCCAGGUUCAAUAAAGAUUGUAGCUCCGCACCUCCGUUAUUUGGAUUUGUUAAACACUCAUGAAACAUGUACUUUAGUUGAUGUCUCCUCUUUGACCAAAGCCAAACUUGACAUUCGCAUAUGGGGAGACCCAUACCGAUACCAUUAUUAUUCUGAUGAUGAGAAGGCUGACUUUCUUCGACUUGAGAACAUGCUGUUAAAGAUGCUAGCACAACUUCGAAAUGUUGAGCUGCUUACUUUUGAAACAACCUUUCUUCAGAUUAUAUCUGUCGCCGAACUACGUGGUGUCUCUUUCCCAAUGCUCAAGGUCCAAACUUUGACCCUUCAUACCAUGAUUGCAAGAUCUGUUACUCCUGGUAUAACCAGGUUACUACAAAGUUCACCUGCACUAAAGAAGCUUAUAGUAUACGCAACGGAACCGAAGUCCAUAGAUGUAUCUUUUUUACCGGAAAUAUAUUUUUUACCAUGCAGGCUAAUAAUAUUCUUUCCAUUUUAUGCAUAAUGUCAUUUUUUCACACAAAUUGAAAUGGAUUUUUUAUUAAUUAAUAUUUGUUUAAACUAAUAGUUUUUUAGAUAAAGAAAAUUAUUUAUAAAAUCAAUGCAUAAUAUUUUGUAAUUAAUAUUAAGUUUAAAAAUAGUAUAAAUUGUAUUUAAAAUUAUAAAAUGACAAUAAAAAUGUCAAUAGAGGGAGUAUGUCUUUCACUUUUUUGAUGGGCUAAUUUGUAUAUAGGAUUUGAUAUGUUGUUGAAAAAAAUCUCAAGUGUUAAUAUGAUUUGGACUUUAGAGUAACACUUUUUAUGUGCUCUACAGGAUAGGGAUCUGGACGAUUAUUUGGAUUCACAAGGCAUGAAUCUGGAUCAAUGUUGGAGAUCAAAAUGUGAUGGGUUUCCUACCUUGAGUAAUUUUCAUUUUAGGGAUGCAACGUGGUACUUGAAACUCGUGGCUUCGUUCAUUGAAUGGUUGCUGAAAAACGUAAAGACACUAGAGACUCUAGUUGUAGUGUUCGAAUAUCUCUGUUGCAGUGAUGAUGCAACAUGGUUUGAAGAGUUGCUUCGGAUGCUUCCAACGCUUUCUAACAACAAUAAUGUCUCCAUUGUGCUCAGACGCGGCUAAUGUAUUUGCAUCCACAUGUUUUAUUUAAAGUGUUAAUCUUAUACUUAAGUUGGAUGUUCAAUACUAUUUUGAUUUUACCAAAAAAAAAAAGAGUUCAAUUUUCUUUUGAAUCACUUAAUUAAUUGCUGCUAUCUGACUAACCAUUGCGCUUUUGUCUUUUUUAGACUUACUAGGUCCGUUCCCGGGCUACGCCCGGGUUAUUUGUUUGUGAAAAUGUUGAACCAAAAUAUCAUAUUAAAUUUUGGUGUUGAUUGUAUGGACGCAAUAAGUGUUGAGGUGGUUGUUGUGUCCUCCACUCCAAUCUCCACCAAAUAAAACUAAAACAACAGGUGCUCAGUGGAUGACAUAACGUUAGCUAAAGUUAAUUGCGAAAUCGUUUAAUUACAUAACCCGAAAAAGUGACCUUUCUAGACAUGGGUUUCAUAAAGUUGCAGUCUUAAAAUAAUAUUUGAUAUCUUCGCAUAGCCUUUUAGAUUAAGAUUCCAUCAUGUUAAAUCUUGAUACAUAGCAUAUAAAAUAGUGAUUAUUAGUACAAUUUUUGUAGGUGCUCUACAUUAUAAUAAAUUAGCAAUCAGGGCAAUAUGAUCUUGGAGUGUGACGGUUGUUAGCACCUGAUCCUCGAUAAUCGUUAACAUAAAUUUUAGAGUUUUGUCCUGAAUUUAUGUAUAUAACAUAAAUUCUCUUAUUUCAAAAGGUCAGAGUCUUAUUUCGAAUAAAUUCAGCAAAAUAAAAAGUAUUCCAAUAACCUAUUUAAUAUAUAAACACCCAAUUUUCAAAAAACGAAGCAUACUUAAUAAUAUUUUUUAAACGUGUAAUUGUUGAAAACUUACAGUUGAAUAUCGUUUCAGAAUAUUAUUUUAAUAUAUAUGUUGGUAAAAUUUUUAUUGUAAUAAACGAAUUUGGAGUUUUGUAAUAUUACAUAAAUUAAAGGUCUUUAAAAUCUAUUUGAAAUUUCAUCAUCUAUUAUUCUUUCUUCUUGCUCAAUCACAUCUAGACAUCGCCUUUUUUAAGUAUUAUAUAGAAGUAGGGUUUUAAAGGAAAGGAAUCAUAAAACAAUUUUAUAUGAAAAUAAAUCUAGGUAUCAAUUUUGUGAGAGAGAGAAUAAUAAUCCGAAUGAUGCAUGAAAUAGGGUCACUCCGUGCUGCAUGUUUUUGUGUAAUCCCUUAUUCGCCUUUUGAAAUGCUUUAUGUAAUCAAUUGAUUUGUUGAAGUAGAAAAUUGUUGCUGGUGUUGAACGGAGUAUAAGUUUGCCUGCAAAAUAUUGGAUAUUAUUCUUAUGCUGUUAAAUAAAAAAAUUAUAUAUGUAUGAUUUUUUGAUGUGUUAUAUAGAAUUAUUUACCUUGGAUUAGUUUAGGAAUUAAGCUUGUGACGAUCAUAACUUUAGAUUUUCUAUCUUUCUUACUUUGUAGGAUGCUAAAAUCUGCUGCUUGCUUGUCGCACAAUAUGAGUUUGACGAUCGUUGACCUGAGAUAGAGAUGUGGUAUGAAGAUAAUAAUUAUUCUGUUGUUAACUAUUGUGUUAAACUAACCUGUUCAGCCGUAGGCCAAUCGUGGCAUCAAUAUUGAGUUCCGGGUGGUGAGGUUUUAUUUUUUGUAUUAUGACUAUCUGUCCGACGACAUCUGCACAUUUAUUUUAGAAUAAAUAUACAUAUUUGUUUAAUUAAUACUGUGAUGACAUAUUUACCUGGUAAGUGUGUGGGCAAAAUGGCCAACCGCAAUAGAUUUCUGUAUUUCUGAGGAGAUAAACUGUGAACUGGAAAUAUCGGACCAUCGAGUGUAACAUUCAAUGCUAUUGUCUUUUGGUUGAUCUGAAUAUUGUAAGGCAGUUGGGUGAGUUUCCGUUGUCGGGAAUUAUGUAUGACAGAAAAUCUCGAGAACUCAUAUGUAUCUCCUUCGGUUAAGUUUUUUGGAUCAUCUGGCUGAAUGUCUCCGGUGACCCGACCUUCUAAUAGUUGUCCCUGGGUGUGAUCAAAUUUUGGUGUGCCAAUCCAAUUAAGUAAGCAGUGAGUUAUUUAAAUCAAAUAUGGUGGAUUGGAAAACAUAUAUAUAUAUAUAUAUAGAAGUUUAGAAAAGGCUUACGUGGUGGUCGUAGCACAGGAAGCCGAUGGAAGUUCGAGUAUUAUCUAUUUGGUGUUUUUUGAUGUCCCAAACAUUUCUUAUACAUACUAUGAUAGGACGCACUGAAACCCCUUCUUGAAGUUCGUGGAUUCUUUGGGGAAUGUGUUGCAUUGAAGAUGUCACAAAAAAACAUUCGAUUUAAAAAUUGUAAUAAGGUACAUGAAUUUCUAACUAUAUUUAUUACACACAUGGAUUUAAAAAGGCAUUCGCCUACGGCCCCCAAAUUCUGUAAAAUAUUUAGGGCCCCUAAUUACAAAAAAAAAAAAAUUACUUGAUAUUUAAUGUAUUUUUUUAGUUAGAUUUUUAUUAUUAUUUGAUUCUAAAUUUGACUUGUGUUUAAAAUAACUAAUUUGUGAUCAAUUUUACAAUAUUUUAUAUAAAACUAUAAAGAUUCUAUUUCAAAUUAACUAUAAAUAUUUGAUCCAUAUUUGUCUUCUUUGUAUAUAUUAUGAGUUAAAUUUAUUUUAUAUAUUUAUAGAAUUUGAUUAAAAAUUUAUAAUAUUUUGAAUAUAUAGUUUAUUGUAUUUAAUUUAAAUGCUAAUAUUAAAAUUUUUAACAGCGACCAACAUUUCAAUCCAAAACGCUAAAAAUUUAUAGUUUGGUUUUUAGUUUAUAAAAGUCUGGUGCAUAAAAUUUAGAAAAUGUUAAGGUAAUAUAUCAAAACUUUUUAGUGUUAUAUAUAUAUAUAUAUAUAUAUAUAUAUGUUUU